Molecule: messenger RNA, 3425 nt
Organism: Anthonomus grandis grandis
Lineage: Eukaryota; Metazoa; Arthropoda; Insecta; Coleoptera; Curculionidae
Gene: Invadolysin
Product: leishmanolysin-like peptidase
Exons: 13
Coding region: 180-2159 (659 amino acids)
Biological process (GO): cell adhesion; proteolysis
Cellular component (GO): cytoplasm; membrane
Molecular function (GO): metalloendopeptidase activity
Source: RefSeq, a predicted model, not a curated record
CGGUCGGCCGCUAGUCGGUGCCAGACGGUCGAUUAGUUUGUAGCGCGCGUUUGUCUCGUCUCUCGGUUGUCGGUAUUAUGUAGCCAAAUACGCUGUAAUCCGUGUUUAAAGACAUAACCUCAAUUCCGCUAAUGUUUACAUCUUUAGCAGGUCUUUAAAUUCGCUUUUUGUGUGGCACUAUGAUGGGAAAACUUAAAUUUAGAGCUACCAGCUCUAUUUUUUCCGUUUGUAUUAUUUAUUUUUUCAUUCACUUGACUGCUGGUCACGGAAACUGCAAUCAUCCUUAUCCCAAACAUGAUGAGGUUUUGCACAGCUACGUAGAGCCACACCAUAUAAUUAAAAGAAGAACUGCGGACCAACCAUUGAGGAUUCUACUCUAUUAUGACCAAAGCGUUUAUCGGUUGGAGUCUGAGAAGUUUCAGCUUAUUAACAAUACUAUAUUACCUGAAGCAGUAAACUUCUGGGAAAAAGCAUUAUUUGUUCGCAGGGCUGACAACGUUAUACGACUAACAAGGAAAUGCAGUGAUUCUCAAGUAUUCGUAAAGAAUGGUCAAACCCACUGUAUAAACGUAUGUAACGAACGGACAAUGUGCGGCGAAGUAGAGGUGCCUUCAGAGCAUCUUGACGUCUGUAGGGUAUGCAACUCUACGGGACAAAACUGUAGGAGCCUACCUGGAUCCAAAGCGGGCAAAGGUAUCCCGGACUUUGACUUUGUAUUUUACGUUUCUGCUAUGCAAACUGACCGCUGCAACAAAUCUUUGACCGUUGCCUAUGCCAGCCAUUGUCAACAAGAGUCUGGAUUAGAUAGGCCUAUCGCGGGACACGCCAACCUUUGUCCAAACAGUAUUAGCACCAGUAGACAAGAGCUAGAAAUUCUUUUAUCUACAGUGAAACAUGAAAUUUUGCAUGCCUUAGGAUUUUCUGUAAGCCUUUAUGCGUUUUAUAGAGAUAGAGAAGGAAAUCCGUUGACAGAACGUAGUCCUGAAACUGGUAAACCCCCUUUAAAUGAAUCCCUACAAACUUACCAAUGGAGUGAGAAAGUUAUCAGUUCUUUUACAAGGCCUUGGUUUGUAAGGGAUGGGUAUAUUCAAAGGCAAGUGUUUCUAAUGGUGACUCCAACAGUUACUAAAGAAGCAAGAGAUUAUUUUAACUGCUCGCAGUUAGAGGGUGCGGAGCUGGAGGACCAAGGAGAUGAAGGAACUGCGCUUACACACUGGGAAAAAAGAGUAUUUGAGAAUGAAGCAAUGACAGGAACUUACACACAAAAUCCAAUAAUAUCCAGAAUCACCCUAGCCCUAAUGGAAGAUACUGGAUGGUAUACAGCAAAUUACUCCAUGGCGGGCGCUAUGUCUUGGGGAAAGAAUCUGGGUUGUGAUUUUGUUAUGAAGAGCUGUAAGGAUUGGAUCUCCAUGAAAUCUGCAAAAGGAGCCUCUAUACAUCCAUUUUGUACAAAACUUAAAAAAGACCCUUUGCAAACUGAAUGUACAGAUGAUCGAACCUCUGUAGCUCUUUGUAAUCUAAUGGAGUUUCCUGAAGAACUACCAAGGAUGUAUCAAAAUUUCGACUCUUUACAAGGUGUGAAUCCCGGAGAAGAAGGACGCUAUGGAGGAUCAGUUUCUUUUGCCGAUUAUUGUCCUUAUAUUCAAGAAUUUACGUGGCGUUCCAACAAUAUCGUUGUCAGAGGGUCCCAUUGUCAAUUUGAAGAGAACAAUCCACAUCCCGACAAAAACUUUGCCCUUGAAAAGUACGGAGAAAACUCUAGAUGUUUUGAGCAUACAAACCAUAUGUGGGAAGAAAAAUCUUGUAGGCAAUUACGACAGUGGAUGCACUGGGGAUCAGGGUGCUACGGCUACCGAUGCCAAAAUGGAAGGCUGCAUAUUUUGGUUGGGAACUACUCGUAUGAAUGCUAUCAUGCAAAUCAAGAAAUCUCUAUAAGAAUCCUCAAUAACGGAUGGCUGCAUAAAGGAGGUGUUGUGUGCCCUCCUUGUAGAGAAAUUUGCGCAAAAGAAUUUGAAGCUCGUGGGGAACGUUGCAAAAUUGGAGACGAAGCACCUCCUGGCAACUUCUACCCCCGCGACGAUCUCGCUUGCUAUUCAAAUGUUGCCAAAGUUAAUGUAAUGUUAUUUUUACUACUAGUGUCGUUAUCUAGACUAGUUUAAUUGUUUUUAGGAUGUGUGAUACUAUUAUAGUAGCUAAAAGCUACUUAUUUAAAUGUAAAAAAACCACUAAGAUCACGAAUUUGUGUCAAAUAAUUGUGACCCCCCAUUUCCUAACCCCUUAUCUAAGUGUGAUAAUAGAGAAAUUAGUUGAUUUAGGAUUUUGGAAAUAUUUUAAAAAAAUUUGAAACUAUGAAAUGUUGCUCCGGACUAUAUUAUAUCAAUUGAUAAGAAAUUUAGGUUAAUACGACAUGGGUAACGACCUAAAUAAGGUUUUUAUAUUGCUAUAGUUUUCUUUUGUAUUUUUAAAGACUGAUCUUUUUUUGUAUGUUAAAUACAAAAUUAAAAUUACAUAUUUUUACAGCAAAACUAACAAGAACUUUAUGAUAAAUAUAAGAUAAGUAAAGUCUGAUUUUCGAACUUCUUAUUAUUAGUAUUUGUUUUUUAGCGAUCUACGCGAAAUACUUUCCAACCGAAAAGUCAUGCUAAAUUUAAAAUAAACUCAAUACAAGUUUGAAAAUUACUACUUUAACUUUGCUACUUUACCAACAACUACCAUUGUCAAAAACAUAAAUAUUAAGAUUUUUGUAGUCUAUUAAUAUUAUUAUAUAUUAAGUUAUAUAUAAAUAUAAAUUAAUACAUUCCUUUUGAAUAAUUUCAUACUAUGUUAUGAACUAUCAUAAUAAAAUUUUACGAUGCCAUUGUAGUAUUUUAGGUAUAUAUAUAUAUAUACGGAAUAACAUUCCAGACGCCGCAAAAUUGUCCUAUGCAAAUGGCUAAAAAAUAGCUACUCCUUCUACAAGUAUAAGUGUCCAUUAAACAUUAUUGUUAACAAUUUAACCUUACUUAAUAUAAGGCAUUUCGUUAGAUUUUUUAAAAUUUAGUAGAAGUAGAAGUCUCCUUAUAUUAAGUAAACUUUCGUGACCCGUUUGCAUUAAGUUUUACUGUGUUAGUUUUUGCAGGUAUCGAUAUUUCUCAAGCAGCUGUUAUUGAAAUAAAUAAAUAAUAAAUUGAACCAUUAAGAUUAAAUUACCAAAAGUACCAUAUCAGUUCCUUCAUUUUUUUAAUACUUUUAUAUGUAUGUACAACGGAUGGCAACUAAAUAGAAUUAUUGGUGUGUACAACGGCAUCCUGCCUCUCGCCUUUGCAAAAACCAGAAACUAUCUGAUACAUAACUUGCGGUUGCGAGACACUGUAUCGCAGAAGGAAAUAAAUAUUUGGGAAGGAUGCACUAGACCCAAAGAAUUAAAUACCACAGCAGCAAAAGAC